Drosophila suzukii is the source of this 2178-nucleotide messenger RNA. It is a transcript of the gene dpn, whose product is annotated as deadpan. Gene Ontology annotation, cellular component: nucleus. Lineage: Eukaryota; Metazoa; Arthropoda; Insecta; Diptera; Drosophilidae. Gene Ontology annotation, biological process: regulation of neurogenesis; anterior/posterior pattern specification; regulation of transcription by RNA polymerase II. The record is from RefSeq and is a predicted model, not a curated record. Gene Ontology annotation, molecular function: DNA-binding transcription factor activity, RNA polymerase II-specific; protein dimerization activity; RNA polymerase II cis-regulatory region sequence-specific DNA binding.
UAAUCCCACUGGAUUUCGCAAUUCUUCGGCUCGACAACUCUGCCUGCAUCUGAAUAACAUAGCUCACUCAUCCCAACCCGAAGUGCUCAUUGGGGUGGUUCUGUGGGAUAGUUUACACUCACUCACUCUACGUUUGAGUGGAAUUCUUCUGCUGCUGCGGUGGAACUUCUCAGUCUGGGGACGGCGAUCGUUGAGCUGUCUACCUGCCUCUGCCGCUGCCUCUGCCCGCGUCGCCAGGUAAACGAGCGUCUUGGUUUCACUCGGGGACUCGUUUCGCCUUCGCCUCGAUUCGUUUUUAGUCAGUGCUCGUCGACUUUGAGGAUCAGUAUCCUUUUGGCAUCCCGUGAGCGCGGUCGUCUGCCGCUCUCCCUCGAAUGAAAAACUGAAAUACGAUAUCAUACUAAAACGAUCUUAAACGCGUACCGCUUGUUAAGUUUUUGUUGUUCGGACAUUACUAAAAAGUACGUGCAAUAACUGUUAUAACUAUUUUCGUACUUGAACCAAAGUUAUUGUGUUGUGAAAAAAACCAAACCGAAGCUGACCUAUCUUGGAUUACUUUUUACUUGGAUAUACAAAUUAAAAUCGUUACAAAAUGGAUUACAAAAACGAUAUUAAUUCGGAUGACGACUUCGACUGCUCCAAUGGCUAUAGCGACAGCUAUGGCAAUAAUGGACGCACGUCCAAUCCGAAUGGAUUAUCAAAGGCGGAAUUGAGAAAGGUGAGUUGGACAAACAAACCGAUUAUGGAGAAACGUCGUCGGGCUCGCAUUAAUCACUGCCUCAACGAACUGAAGUCCCUUAUCCUGGAGGCCAUGAAAAAAGACCCGGCUCGUCAUACCAAACUGGAGAAGGCCGACAUACUUGAGAUGACGGUGAAGCAUCUGCAGUCGGUGCAGCGCCAGCAGCUAAACAUGGCCAUCCAAUCGGAUCCUGGCGUGGUCCAGAAGUUCAAGACGGGCUUUGUGGAGUGCGCCGAGGAGGUUAACCGCUACGUUAGCCAAAUGGACGGCAUCGACACGGGAGUGCGUCAGCGACUCAGCGCCCAUCUGAACAACUGCGCCAACAGUCUGGAGCAGAUUGGUUCGAUGAGCAACUUCAGCAACGGCUACCGUGGAGGUUUGUUUCCCUCAACGCCGGCCACGGCUGCUCCCACUCCCCUGUUCCCCUCGCUGCCGCAGGACUUGAACAACAACAGCCGCUCGGAGUCGUCUGCUCCGGCCAUUCAAAUGGGCGGACUUCAGCUCAUUCCCUCCCGCCUGCCCUCGGGGGAGUUCGCCCUGAUUAUGCCAAACACCGGAUCCACGGCUCCGCCUCCGGGACCCUUCGCCUGGCCAGGAUCUGCGACUGGAGUGGCAGCUGGAACAGCCAGCGCCGCCUUGGCCAGCAUUGCCAAUCCCACGCAUCUGAGUGACUACACACAGAGCUUCCGGAUGAGCGCCUUCAGCAAGCCAGCCAGCAAUGCUGCUCCGGCCAAUCUUCAGGGAAGUCUCGUCCACCCACUGCCCGUGCAAACGCAGCUGCCGGCUAAGAACAGCACGAGCAGUCCGCCGCUGAGUCCCAUCUCCUCCAUCUCCAGCCACGGCGAGGAGUCGCGGGCUGCCUCGCCCACCGUGGACGUGAUCAGCAAGCACAGCUUCGCAGGCGUCUUCUCCACUCCGCCGCCGACCAGCGCCGAGACCUCCUUCAACACCAGCGGAUCCCUCAACCUGAGUGCCGGAAGCCACGACAGCAGCGGAUGCUCGCGAUCGCUGGCCCACUUGCAGCAACAGCAAGUGAGCUCCACCAGCGGAAUCGCCAAGCGGGACAGGGAUGCGGAGGCCGAAUCCAGUGACUGCUCCCUGGAUGAGCCCUCCUCUAAGAAAUUCCUCGCCGGCGCCAUCGAAAAGUCCAGCUCCGCCUGGAGGCCCUGGUAAAUCAUCAGUAUAACCCACUUCUAUGUUACGUUUAUCCAUUGUUAAUUUAUUUCAUCGCAAUUUUUUUCAAAGAUCACCAACUCAAAUGCUUUAGAACCCCAUUAAGUUUCAACGACUUCUAUAUGUUUUUAUGUAUCCACGUUUCGCUUUCUUCAUUUUAAGUUCAGCUGUGAUUUUGUAUAUUUUUUGUGUAAUUCUCAUUUAAGCAUUUUUAUACGACUAUUAUGUAGUUCAUUAACUAAUUAUGACCUUUAAUGUUUCUUUUA